AUGGUCAUGUACGACUACGACGACCUGUGGCGGAACUCAACCGAUGGAUGGAAACUCAGCCAAGUCUACAAGAACACGACCAACAUGACAAAUAUAAACACCGUCAACCCUCUAUGGGCAGUGGACGGGUUCACACGCACUGGCAACAGAAAUAAUUAUGGUAAUGGCGCCAUCACAGAGCCCGAUCAAUAUUAUUUUUACAGCUCUUAUGGUGAUUCAUGGCAAGUCUCUUUCCGGCAAACCCCUAUGUGGGACAUGUCGGGUCUCAUCAACUUUCUCGACCCCACAACUGGCAUACUCGUCAUGGACCCUGAAGUAUACAAAUCCCAGUAUAGAGUUAUGGUGGCUGAUCAUUGCUGGUCUGAAAAGUACCAAGCGCCGUGUCGAUUGACUAUAGCGAACAGUCUUCUUCUUAUUGUCUGUAUCAUGUGUGCACUCAAAUGCACGCUUUGCUUCUUAGUUCUUAAGCUUCGCGUGUGGGGCGAUGAUAACCCUCUGAUGACACCAGGCGACGCUAUCGCUUCUUUCCUAGCAAGACCGUGUGAGGAGACAAGGGGCAUGUGCACAUUAAGCUUGGAAGAUCUCAAGAAACGACCCGCCAGCACGGAACUUGCACUUGGCGACACGACGCAGGGAUACAAGAUGCUGCAAGGUCCCCGGCAAUGGCAAAGAACAUCUGUACGCAAGUUCGGAAAAGCAGUGCCCCGAAAUAUCUGGAUUCUCUCAUCCCUCCUCAUUGGAAGCUCCCUCAUUGUGGCAGCAACAAUAUGGGCUGACAAGAUGAAAAGGAGCGAUGCACGCUUCGGCCACUCUCCCACUAACGAAGAAGUCCGCAACGCUACCCUGGAAGGCUUUGCUCUGCUACCACUUACCAUGGUUGCUAACUUGCCACAACUUAUCUUGUCGAUAUGUUAUCUGGCCUACAACGGCCUCUUCACACGCAUGCUGGCUGAGUUUGAGUGGUCAAAGUAUAGUGUUGGAUUCCGAUCCUUGCGUGUUACCGAGCCAAAGGGGAGUCAAAAUUCGACGUACCGUUUGCAAUUGCCAUAUAGGUUCUCUAUACCGCUGGUAAUCGUAAGCAUUGCGCUGCACUGGCUCUACUCUAAUUGUAUUUAUGUGAGCAACUACGAAGAUGCGGAAGAACUUGAAGAUGUGGCAAGGAAGAAGGUCAAAUGGGGAAGGCUGUCAACGGGGAAGAGCGAGGAUAGUCAAGUUGGCCACCUGGGAUUUGGGACGGAGGAUCAAGAUAUUGAUAGGCCGGUAGAAGGGGAGCAUUACAGCGGCCUUUGA
Messenger RNA from Fusarium graminearum PH-1, 1290 nucleotides. RefSeq lists its product as uncharacterized. Bases 1 to 1290 code for a protein of 429 amino acids. The record is from RefSeq and is a predicted model, not a curated record. Lineage: Eukaryota; Fungi; Ascomycota; Sordariomycetes; Hypocreales; Nectriaceae. The transcript has 3 exons.